GGUCCCCGCCAGCAGCGGGCACCCUGCGACAGGUGAGCAUAACUCAGUGGAGCGCGCUCGGGCCCCAGUGUCCCCACUAUGGGCAACAGCGAGGGCCGCAGCGACUUCGAGUGGGUCUACAGCGACCAGCCACACACGCAGCGGCGCAAGGAGAUGCUCGCCAAGUACCCAGCCAUCAAGGCCCUGAUGCGGCCAGACCCCCACAUCAAAUGGACAGUGCUGGGAAUGGUGCUGGUGCAGUUGCUGGCCUCCUGGCUGGUGCGGGGGCUCUCUUGGCGAUGGCUGCUGUUCUGGGCUUAUGCCUUCGGUGGCUGCAUCAACCACUCGCUGACACUGGCCAUCCAUGACAUCUCACACAAUACUGCCUUUGGCACAAACUUUGCCUCCCGCAACCGCUGGUUUGCCAUCUUCGCUAAUCUGCCCAUUGGCGUACCCUAUGCCACAUCCUUCAAAAAGUACCACGUGGACCACCAUCGUUACCUGGGUGGCGACGGGCUGGAUGUGGACAUUCCCUCGAACUUUGAAGGCUGGUUCUUCUGUACGCCGGCCCGCAAGCUGCUCUGGCUGGUGCUCCAACCUUUCUUCUACUCGUUACGGCCCCUCUGUGUGAACCCCAAGGCGGUGACCCGUAUGGAGAUGCUCAAUACCCUGGUGCAGCUGGCAGUCGACAUGACCAUUUUUGCCCUCUGGGGGAUCAAACCCAUAGUCUACCUGCUAGCCAGCUCCUUCCUGGGCCUGGGGCUACACCCUAUCUCUGGCCAUUUUGUGGCUGAGCAUUAUAUGUUCACGAAGGGCCAUGAGACUUACUCCUACUAUGGACCCCUCAACUGGAUCACCUUCAAUGUGGGCUACCACAUGGAGCACCAUGACUUCCCCAGCAUCCCUGGCUGCUACCUGCCACUGGUGCGGAAGAUUGCGCCCGAAUACUACGACCACCUGCCGCAGCACCACUCCUGGGUGAAGGUGCUCUGGGACUUUGUAUUUGAGGACUCUCUGGGACCCUACUCCAGGGUUAAGCGCAAGUAUAAGCUGGCAGAGGACCGCCUGUGAGCCCUGCCGGCCAGCAGUGCCUGAGUGGGCAGCUCCAUGCCUCUUGCCCCCACUUCCGCGGGCCAGGGCCACAGAACAUCUGGCUACAUCAGCUCCUGCAGUCUAGGCUGCCUCUGGCCCUGCUGGGCCCAGCAACAGGGGAUGCAUCUGUGGUUGGAGGAACCAGGCUUACCUAAUCUCUCUGGGCCUUCCCUCUAACUGACUGAUACUCGGUGUCUGUGGUCCCAUGGAGCUGGUUUCUCUGUUCUUGUGCCCUAGAUUAAAUCUAACAUGUCUUUAUAGUCAA
Molecule: messenger RNA, 1336 nt
Organism: Peromyscus leucopus (white-footed mouse)
Lineage: Eukaryota; Metazoa; Chordata; Mammalia; Rodentia; Cricetidae
Gene: Degs2
Product: delta 4-desaturase, sphingolipid 2
Exons: 3
Coding region: 79-1050 (323 amino acids)
Biological process (GO): ceramide biosynthetic process; sphinganine metabolic process
Cellular component (GO): membrane
Molecular function (GO): sphingolipid delta-4 desaturase activity
Source: RefSeq, a predicted model, not a curated record